AUGUCUGUUCUUCCCCCAGACGUCCACGCAGAGCUCUCGCAGCUGCUGCAAGCUCUCCAAUCCCCAGACAACUCGGUUCGAUCGCAAGCCGAAGACCACCUCCAAAAUAACUGGACCGCCACCCGACCCGAGGUUUUGUUGAUGGGCCUCGCUGAGCAGGUCCAAGUCGGUUCCGAUGCUUCGAUACGCUCCUUCGCCGCCGUUAUUUUCCGAAGAAUCGCCUCCAAGAGCCGCAAGAAUGACCGCGGCGAGCUGGUUGAUAUGUUCUUGUCCUUGUCCCAGGACCAGGCUGCCGUCAUCCGCCAGAAGCUUCUCGAGAGCCUCGGCGGUGACUUCCAGCGUGCCGUGAGAAACAAGAUCAGUGACGCUGUCGCUGAAGUCGCGAGGCAAUACACCGAAAACAAUGAUUCCUGGCCCGAGCUGCUGGGCGGUCUCUUCCAGCUUAGCAUAGCGCCCGACGCCGAGAAGAGAGAGACGGCAUUCCGUGUCUUUGCCACGACCCCGGGUAUUAUCGAGAAGCAGCACGAGGACACCGUUAUCCAGGCCUUCCAGAAGGGCUUCAAGGACGAUUCCGUUCAGGUGCGUCUGGCCGCUAUGGAGGCGUUUGCGGCCUUCUUCAGGAGCUUGGGAAAGAAGGCGCAGCCCAAGUACUACCCUCUUAUUACUGAUGUUCUCAACAUCAUGCCGCCUAUCAAGGAAAGCCACGACUCCGAGGACCUUAGCAGCGCCCUUGUCGCCCUGAUUGACAUGGCCGAGACCGCGCCCAAGAUGUUCAAGCCUCUUUUCGGCAACUUGGUCAAGUUCAGCAUUUCCGUCAUCCAGGACAAGGAGCUUGACAACCUUUGCCGUCAAAACGCUCUCGAGUUGAUGGCCACUUUUGCCGACUACGCGCCGUCUCUGUGCCGCAAGGACGAGACCUACACAAACGACAUGAUCACACAGUGCCUCAGCCUCAUGACCGACCUUGGCGAGGACGACGACGAUGCAGCUGAGUGGCUGUCAUCUGACGAUCUUGACCAAGAGGAAAGCGACCAGAACCACGUCGCCGGAGAGCAGUGCAUGGACAGACUCGCCAACAAGCUUGGCGGCCAGACCAUCCUGGCACCGACCUUCAACUGGCUUCCCCGCAUGAUGACCUCCAUGGCCUGGAGAGACAGGCACGCGGCUCUCAUGGCCAUUUCCGCCAUCUCUGAAGGCUGCCGGGAGUUGAUGAUCGGUGAGCUCAGCCAGGUUCUCGACCUGGUUGUUCCUGCGUUGAAGGACCCGCACCCCCGUGUGCGCUGGGCUGGAUGUAAUGCUCUUGGCCAGAUGAGCACCGAUUUCGCGCCCAAGAUGCAGACCGACUACUACGACCGUGUUCUCAAGGCCAUCAUCCCGGUCCUUGACUCUCCCGAGGCUCGGGUCAAGUCGCACGCGGCCGCUGCCCUCGUCAACUUCUGCGAGGAGGCCGAGAAGUCCAUCCUGGAGCCCUACCUCGAUGAGCUCCUGUCUCACCUCUUCCAGUUGCUCCAGAAUGAGAAGCGCUACGUCCAGGAGCAGGCUUUGUCGACCAUCGCGACCAUCGCCGACGCUGCCGAGGCUGCCUUCUCCAAGUACUACGAUACUCUUAUGCCUCUGUUGGUCAGUGUCUUGCAGAGAGAAAACGACAAGGAGUUCCGCCUUCUCCGUGCCAAGGCUAUGGAGUGCGCUACGCUGAUCGCACUGGCUGUCGGCAAGGAAAGACUCGGCCAAGAUGCCAUGACUCUUGUCCAGCUCCUUGCCUCCAUUCAGCAAAACAUUACCGAUCCUGAUGACCCUCAGGCGCAAUAUCUGAUGCACUGCUGGGGCCGUAUGUGCAGAGUCCUCGGCCAGGAGUUCCUUCCCUUCCUGCCCAACGUCAUGCCACCUCUUGUCGAGCUCGCUAGCGCCAAGGCCGACAUUCAGCUCCUGGAUGACGACGACCAGGUCGAGCAGAUCCAGCAGGAGGAUGGUUGGGAACUCGUCCCUCUCAAGGGUAAGAUGAUUGGAAUUCGGACGAGCACCAUGGAGGACAAGAACAUGGCCAUUGAGCUCCUUGUCGUGUACGCCCAGGUGCUCGAGGGAAGCUUCGCCCCUUACGUGGCCGAGAUUAUGGAAAAGAUUGCCCUCCCUGGUCUGGCCUUCUUCUUCCACGACCCCGUCAGAUUCAUCUCGGCCAAGUUGGUGCCUCAGCUUCUGAGCUCCUACAAGAAGACGUACGGCAGCCCAUCAAAUGAGCUCGCCGGGCUCUGGGCUGCGACUGUGGACAAGCUUCUCGAGGUGUUGACCGCGGAACCUGCGAUUGAUACUCUUGCCGAGAUGUACCAGUGCUUCUACGAGUCUGUUGAAGUCAUUGGCAAGGAGUGCCUCACCGCCGAUCACCUCUCUCGCUUCAUUGACUCAGUCCACUCUGCCAUUGAAGACUACAAGGACCGUGUCGCUCAGCGUCUCGAGGAUAAGGAGGCCCUCGGCGCCGAGGAUGUGGAAGACGAAGCCGAGGACGUUUUGUUGGCCAUCGAGGACGAUCAGACGCUCCUGUCUGACAUGAACAAGGCCUUCCACGCCAUCUUCAAGAACCACGGUGCUGCCUUCCUCCCAUCAUGGGAACGCCUGCUCCCCACUUACGAGGGCUUCCUCAAGUCGGAAGACCCUACACAGCGCCAAUGGGGUCUCUGCAUCAUGGACGAUGUGCUGGAGUACUGCGGCACCGAAAGCCAAAAGUACGCCAACCUCAUCACCCAGCCCCUGGUUGAUGGCUGCAGGGACUCGUCGCCCGCCAUUCGCCAGGCUGCGGCCUACGGUAUUGGUGUGGCUGCUCACCGCGGUGGUCAUCCUUGGGCUCAGUUUUUGGGAGGUGCCCUACCUUUCCUCUUCCAAGUGACGCAGGUUCCCGAGGCGCGGAGCGAGGACAACGUCUACGCAACGGAGAAUGCUUGUGCUGCCAUUGCCAAGAUUCUUCACUUCAACGCCGGCUCAGUUCAGGAUCCCAACAACGUCGUGGCUCAGUGGAUCGAGACCCUUCCCGUCACGAAUGACGAGGAGGCCGCACCUUACGCCUACGCCUACCUGGCAGAAUUGAUUGACAAGCAACAUCCGGCUGUCGUUGGCCAGGCUGGCAAGAUCUUUGUGCUCACUGCACAGGCUCUGGAGGCAGACUCUCUGGCAGGACAGACCGCAAGCCGCGUAGUACUCGCCAUCAAGGCUCUUCUGUCCCAGGCAGGCGUUGACCCCACACCGCUGCUCCAGCAGUUCUCGCCCGAAUCUCAACGAGCGAUCACUUCGUACUUCUCUUAG
Messenger RNA from Colletotrichum phormii, 3291 nucleotides. Its product is annotated as armadillo-type protein. Gene Ontology annotation, molecular function: small GTPase binding; nuclear import signal receptor activity. NCBI's taxonomy places the organism in Eukaryota, Fungi, Ascomycota, Sordariomycetes, Glomerellales, Glomerellaceae. Bases 1 to 3291 code for a protein of 1096 amino acids. Gene Ontology annotation, cellular component: nucleus; cytoplasm. Gene Ontology annotation, biological process: protein import into nucleus. The record is from RefSeq and is a predicted model, not a curated record. The transcript has 6 exons.